CAGGCGCUGCGCCGGGAUGGAAACGGAAGGGUUCGAGUAGUCAAUUAUAACUCAAGAUGCGGACUGUCUGAUAAAGAUGACGUCCGAAUCACUCGCCCGGCGAGCCGACGCCGCUCGGGGGACACCCAGUCCUGAUGAGAAGGGGCCAUGGCGGCCUGUCGGUGCUCGAAACCGGUUCCGCCUGGACUCGCAGAGCUCGCGCCACAGAGGCAACGCCCCUGAGAAUCUUCUCGUCGACCUGAGUCAUGAACGAAGCGAGGGGUUUCUGUGGCGUGUACUUCCCUUGGCGGCGUUGAAGCUGAGUUCGGUCGAGGGGUCCAAGGUGAGCUUGUGGUUCUACUGCUUCGACUGAGUCGGUUAGACAGCUCAAAUGAAAAAAAGGCCCAUUCACUUGAGGUCAUCCUAUAUGCGGUCAAGAGA
Messenger RNA from Thermothielavioides terrestris NRRL 8126, 420 nucleotides. RefSeq lists its product as uncharacterized. The coding region runs from base 77 to 352 and encodes 91 amino acids. Lineage: Eukaryota; Fungi; Ascomycota; Sordariomycetes; Sordariales; Chaetomiaceae. The record is from RefSeq and is a predicted model, not a curated record. The transcript has a single exon.